This is a messenger RNA of Rhinolophus ferrumequinum (greater horseshoe bat), 739 nucleotides long. RefSeq names its product chromosome 8 C2orf66 homolog (gene C8H2orf66). The record is from RefSeq and is a predicted model, not a curated record. The transcript has 4 exons. Bases 186 to 599 code for a protein of 137 amino acids. NCBI's taxonomy places the organism in Eukaryota, Metazoa, Chordata, Mammalia, Chiroptera, Rhinolophidae.
UUUCUUUCUGUUGAGACUCCUAUCUUAACACUUAUGAGUAAUUUAAGAUUGGUUUUGGGUGUUUUGUUUGUUUGUUUAAGAAUUUCACUUCCUUUGAAGAUAACAAAGUGUAUUUUUUCAAAGAUAAAAAGGCGUACUCAAACUUUGUAGGUUGUAUUCAUAAUUACUUUGCUUAUCAUUGUAUAAUGAAUGUUCUCAUCAUCAUGGACUCCUUUAAGCUAAUCAACUGGAUUUUGAAAGUCUCAUGUGCAAAUGAAUCUGGAAAAAACAAAGGCUGCAAAAUUCAGCUUCAUUCCACCAUGUCCAAAGCAUUCCUGCUGCUGUGUAUUGCCCUGGUGCUACUUGGGCCUGUGCACGGAGCCAUGUUGAGAAACACAGAGAAAUGGAAGCCACUCAACAACCCCAGAAACAGAGAUCUGCUUUUCAGAACUCUUCAGGAAUAUUUUAAGGAAAGAGGUCUUGAUCUUGAAAGGUUUCCAAAUAUAUUUUCCAUGAACAAGAAUCCCAGACCUCUCUCUUUCCAAUCAGAACUUAUUGCUUCUGCAUUUGCAGAUUAUGAAGAGCAGAAAAACUCCUUUCCCAAUUACCUCAAAGGCUGAAUGUUUCUUCUGCGAGCAGAUGUCUAUUUUAAAACUACAGAUGAAGCUUCUUAUUAGAAAAAUUCAAUCAUGGUCAUGGCUAAUCUUUUUCCCCCUCCACGUUUGUCAAUUUGUAAUGAAUUUAUUCUACAUUUCCAAGU